Molecule: messenger RNA, 1954 nt
Organism: Nilaparvata lugens (brown planthopper)
Lineage: Eukaryota; Metazoa; Arthropoda; Insecta; Hemiptera; Delphacidae
Product: nucleoside diphosphate kinase homolog 5
Exons: 4
Coding region: 1001-1774 (257 amino acids)
Biological process (GO): CTP biosynthetic process; negative regulation of oxidative stress-induced intrinsic apoptotic signaling pathway; UTP biosynthetic process
Molecular function (GO): nucleoside diphosphate kinase activity
Source: RefSeq, a predicted model, not a curated record
GUUAGGCUGCGCUCACACUAGAUUCAAUCAAAUGUAUGGGAACGUCGUUAAACGUACGUUUAAAGCUCGGGUCACACUUAUCAUGCAGUGUUCCGAUCCUACUAAUGUCUGAUAUUUUUGUGGGAUUAAGAGGUGGUGAUAGAACAGAUCACUUGCUGCAUGAUAAGUGUGACCGGGGCUUAGCUCGUAUGCAGUGUGAGCAAUCAUCUAUUUCAAGGCAUCUAGACCGCUCUUGAGUUUUUUUUGUUACUUGCACAAUAAAUUUCCUCAUGAAAACGCAUUCAAUAUAAACGUGGCCUGAUCAGUUUUCCCCAAUCGUUACUUGGUUUGUUAAGCUUUUAAGUACAAGGUAAUAUAUUUCCAUGAAUAUAAAAAGAAACUUAUCUGGUAUAUAAAUUCCUCUUCAUUAUUCAAUUUAUCAACAUUGCUCUUGUAAUUCUAAUUAAAUUGAAAAAGUAAUGCAAUUUUUUAUAAGAUGUAAAAUUAAUUGUAAAUUAUUGUAUUUAUACUAGAUUAUACUGUUUUUAUUAAGCUGUUUUUCUUUUUCCCAUUAGUUGUGUUCGGUUUCAGUUUAAUAAAUGGAAAAGCAAAGAAGAACGGAUUAAAAAAUUAAAAUGGAUUGAAAGAUAGACCUACUGGGAUCAGAGAACGGAUUGUUGCUGUUGCAAGCCAUUAUAGAUAAAUAUGAUUUUUAUUUUUGUUAACAUCAAGAUAUAGAAAUGAAGAACUGGCAAACAUAGUAACAAGUAAAACCGAAUCAGCUUGUUUAAACAUACAGGCUGAAUCUGUAAUGACUCCAUAUGGAUAUUUGAAAUAUUGUAUUUUCUUAAAAAAAACAUGUUUUAAUCAUUUUUUAAUACAAUUUUUAUGUAUACCAAGAACUGUGAGUUUGAUGCAAACUAAAGUAUAGACAACUUUGUUGAAUACUCUCAGUUUUGUAAUUUUUCAUGUUUCAAUAUUAUAUUAAUUAAACUUCAGUAUUAUUUAUUCUCAAACAAAAAUGUCAAUAUCUUCUGAGGUAGAGUCAUUCCUAGAAAAUUUUCGAGGUAGAAGUGAUCUUUAUUUGAAGAAUGGUAGUAGUAGCUUUUUAUUAGACUCUAAUGCAAGUUCAAUCGACUCGGGAUAUGCUUACAAUUCAUCAAUAAAAAGUGAGGAGUUGAACAAUUUUGAGAUGACUUUGGCCAUAAUCAAGCCAGAAGCAUUUGAUCGUCGGUUGGAGAUAGAGAAAUUAAUUAGUAAGGAACACUUCAAAAUUAUUCAAAAGGCAGUUGUUAAACUUACUCCUGAUCAAGCAAGUGAUUUCUACUAUGAUCAUUAUGGAAACUUGAACUUCCCUAAGCUGGUGUUGUCCUUGUCAAAAGGGCCCAUAGUAGUUUAUUGCUUGAGUAAAGACAAUGCAAUCAGUGACUGGAAGACACUUUUGGGACCGUCGGAUGUUCGUCAAGCUAAAAAAGAUAAUCCUUUUUCGCUAAGAGCUCUUUUUGGCAACGAAGAAAAAAAUCUGGAUGGAUUGCACGGAAGUGACAAUAGAGACAAGGCUGAAAAUGAGAUACAUUUCUUCUUUCCAAAAAUUCUAGUGGAGCGAUUGAGAUCGGAGCAGGAGCGACUGGACUACUUGAAUGAGCAGGUGGUGCCAGUGGUGCUGGAGGGAUUGGUGGAGGUGUGCCGACUCAAGCCGGCCGAUCCCAUGCUCUGGUUCGCCGACUGGCUGCUCCAAAACAACCCAAACAAACCUCGCAUGGCACCCGUCCUUAUGCGGAUACCUCAUCAUUAACAUCUCCCAACUAAUUCUUAUCAAUUCUAACCUCCAGAAGCUUCUUGAUAAAUAAUACUGCUGUGAUAAAGAGGCCAUAAAGCGAUGACUUUUAAAAACAUUCAAUGAGUACUGAAGAAUCAUAAAUGCUCCUGUAAGUCAAAAAUUCUGACUGUAAAAAUUAUAUUAUUUUCAGCUCUC